CACGUAUACAUCGCAAACAUUCAGGAAGAAAACAAUCAACACUUACUCCAAAGUGUUUAAAACAUCAACUUCCCCGAUUUUUAAUAAUGUUUCCCUUUGCGUUUGACAUCCAGUAACUGAAACCCAAGGAAUAUGUCGAGGGCUCCAUGGGUGCAGUACCGCCAUGGUUAACUUCAGAGCGUAAAGCCCGGAUAUCUGAUUCGACACACAGUCCUCACAGGCUGUCUCUAUCACAUGGACGGUAGCGGCUGACCCAGCCUUUUCCUUUGCUGUGGCGAAUGGUGAGCCAACACUUGGAGAUACACUUGUUUCUAUGGUAACACGUGGUUUCCGGCAACUCUAAAGGUCGCUCGUUAAUUUGAAAUUUGAACGACCUCAACAUACCCUACAAUUAACCAAUGAGCGGUCAGACCAGUAACGGGGGCGUUGGCCUCUCCCCUCCCCGGUCUAACCAGCGAACGCUAAUGAACGACUUCAUGGUGACCUUUAGUUCUCCCGUGGCGUGGGUGCUGGUGGUGGCGCUCGUCAUCACCUGGUCAGGAGUGGCCAUAGUUGUCUUCGACCUGCUGGAUUACAAGACGCUGGCAGAGCUCACAUCAUACUGUGACGACCCCGUGUGUUUAUAUCCUGGUCUGUCCCCUGCGCCCUCCGUGGUCAGAAAGGCUUUGAAGACAAGAGGUGCCAUUCGUGCCGGAAAGUCAAUGGCUGCCCGAGCUGCUGCUGAAGCUGUCGCUGAGGAGGAGACCAGUUGGUUGGGGCUCGCGUUCUCGUUCGCAGCCAACCUCGUGGCCCCUGAGGAGGAGGAAGGUAUUCACCAGCUAACCGAAUCCAUCACACCUUUCCACUCCGAGGAGUUCUGAAGGUGGGAGGAACGCAGACGGCAGAGAGAAUAAAAGAGUGCGCAGAGUCGGAAGAGGCGAAAGACGAGGUGGAGGAAGAUGAAAGAGGCGAAGACAACAGUAUGUUUGAUUUGUAAACAAUGAAACAGGCGGGAAAAGGUGGCACACGUCAGCGUGGUUUCAAAUGAUGCAAUCGUUCCUGUUUCACGCUCGUGAAAAAUAAAACAAAAACCCGAAAAUG
This is a messenger RNA of Gadus morhua (Atlantic cod), 1080 nucleotides long. Its product is annotated as triadin. The transcript has 7 exons. Gene Ontology annotation, cellular component: membrane; sarcoplasmic reticulum. Gene Ontology annotation, molecular function: signaling receptor binding. The record is from RefSeq and is a predicted model, not a curated record. NCBI's taxonomy places the organism in Eukaryota, Metazoa, Chordata, Actinopteri, Gadiformes, Gadidae. Bases 399 to 860 code for a protein of 153 amino acids.